Molecule: messenger RNA, 1882 nt
Organism: Drosophila willistoni
Lineage: Eukaryota; Metazoa; Arthropoda; Insecta; Diptera; Drosophilidae
Product: dynein axonemal assembly factor 1 homolog
Exons: 2
Coding region: 238-1428 (396 amino acids)
Biological process (GO): regulation of transcription by RNA polymerase II
Cellular component (GO): nucleus; transcription regulator complex
Molecular function (GO): DNA binding
Source: RefSeq, a predicted model, not a curated record
AAAGUAGUAUCGAAUACAACUCCGACAAACAAUUUUAGUAAUUUUAACCAGCAUAAUUAACUAUUGGCUGUUUAAUUUAAAUAGUUUUAUUAUUUAUUACGAUAUUGGGAAGUUAAAGACUACAGGAUCAGAGAACCCCACUUUAACAAAUUUCUCAUCAAUGGAAAUUAAGAACUUGACGAGUGGUAAUAGCAGCACACAAAUUGGCCACAAAAGGGAAUCCAAUUAGAAAAAGAAAUGGGCAAUCACAAAGUACUAAGAACGGCGGGUACCGCUGCAAGAUAUUCCAUGUACGAGUUCAUCGACGCCAUUAGAUCACAAAGAAUAAUUUGGGACCGAAGGCAUCCAAAUUUCCACAAUCGCGCACUGCGAGAUAAGUCUUGGCAACAGAUUGGCCAAGAGCUAUGCAAUAAUUUUGAUCUUGCUAGCGCCACAGAAAGGCAAGAAAUUGUUAAAACGUUAUUGAAGCGCUGGAAGAACACGCGGGAUAGUUAUUUACGUAUAAACCGACUGCGUCAGAGCGGCGAGGAUGUUGGCCGGGCUUCUUACAUUUAUGAAAAGGAGCUCCGUUUUCUCUUAGAUGCCAAAGCAGAAACGGAGGAGGAUGAGGAGACCUCACCAAAAAAGACAACAGCAUUAGUCAAACGGAAAAGAGGCAAAAGCUUAAUAUUAAAAGCGAUAAAUAAACGAAAAAGCCACGCACAGAAUUCUGAAUCUAUAACUGAUUAUAAAAAUGAGAUAAUCGAAGCGGAUAGUCAGCAUUCCGAGAUAGACGAGUUUUGUAGUUCUUCGACCGAAGAUGCUGAGGAAGGCGCCGACGUCAUAGUCGAUCCCUGUAGCAGUUCCAUCAUUGAGUUCGCAUUAGAAAGCGAUACUGAUGUGAAUACUUCACCUACCAAACCCACAUUUGCUACUUCCAAGACUCCGGAUUCUUACAUUUAUGAAAAAGAGCUGCGUUUUCUCUUAGAUGCCAAAGCAGCAACGCAGGAGGAUAAGGAGACCUCACCAAACACAAAAACAACAUCAUUAGCCAAACGGAAAAGAGCUAAAAGCAUCAUAUUACAAGCGUCAAAUAAACGAAAAAGCCAGACACAGAAUACUGAAUCAAUGGAAUCAAUAUCUGAUCAUCAAAAAGCGAUAAUAGAAACGGAUCGUCAUUCAGUAAUAGACGAGUUUAGUACUUCAACUGAAGUCGUCGACGAAAUUGUCGAUCCCUGUAGCGGCUCCAUCAUAGAGUUCGCAUUGGAAAGUGAUAAUGAUGCGAAUUCCUCAUUUUCCGAACCCACAUUGGAUGCUUCCACGAAUCCGGACCCAGAUCAAGCCUUCUUCGAUAGUAUUAAGCCCCACAUGCAGCUAAUGAGUAACGCAAGAAAGCUCGAUUUUCAAAUUGAAGUGCUGCAAUUGCUACGUAAUUUUAAUCCGAAUUGAAUUAAAGGAAAUCAUAAAGUAAAAAGCUAAACUUUACAUUUAAAUCAUCAUCUAACUCACUAAGAACGCCUUCAGUUUCCAAUGGUUUUUUUUAUUUAAAUUUUUUUUUCAUUUGUUCAUCGGGCAUUCAUCCUCAAUUACAUAUUCGAAAUUUGCAGAAGUCAUAAUCAUCUGUUUGCGGCUAAGUGCAAAUGUUUAAUAUCAUUUAAAAACCAGACAAAUUUAUAUCAGACCAAUCUAAGCGGAUUCACAUCCAGUUAGUUGGCUAACAGGACAACUGUGAUAAGUUUUAUGCUGCAAAUAAUUCACCAAAGGCACAAACUGACAAAAUUUCACAUCAGCUAUGGCUCGUUUUUGCUUUUUUUUUUUUUUUGUGUAGGUCCAAAGCGGUUGGACCAGUUUCGGUUUCGGUUUAUAAAAAGAAAUAAAGAGAGGAAACCUGUCUUUGUCUGCA